UCAAUGGAAACGUAGUGAGUUUGGUUUUGCUACUUACCGAAAGAUGAAGUUCUUAACCUAUUUCCUGGCCUUAGUAGUUCUACUAUCUGUAGUUACUGCACAAACUAACAUUAAUUAUUCAGGUAGUGGCAGUUCUCAAUUAACUAAUUCUAAUACCACAACAUACUUAAAUCAACAAUCCAGCAAUAGUAAUUCAAAUGGAAAUCAAAACAAUAGUACGGGUUUGCAAAACCUAUUUAAUAAUGUAGGAAAUUGGUCAGGAGGAUUCAGUGGCAAUUUGGGCUAUUUCAUAAGUCCAAGAACAGCAGUGUCUUAUUCAAUUGGCGCUUUUUCUAAGGUAAAUUGGUUCACUGCACAGAGAAUAUGCAAAUAUAAUGGAUUAACAUUGGCAACCAUCACAUCUGCAGCUGAAGCUAAAGCAAUAAGAAAUUUGAUCCGUGACAAUGAAGUAGUGAGUCCCAGUGAAUUAUUCUGGAUAGGAGCCACCAAAUAUCCUGACAAAGGUGAUUAUUGGUCAUGGUUUGGUAGUGGUAAUCCAGCUACGUAUACCAACUGGGCAACUGGUCAACCCAAUAGCCGUUCCGAUUACUGUCUUCAAGUUGGUUCAAGUGGCUGGGAUGACAAAAAUUGCAAUAUUCAGGCUUAUUUCAUUUGUCAAUCGGUAUCUUGUUAGGUAUUUGUAAAUGAAACAUUCCUAAAGUAUCUGACAAUAAAGUUUGUUAAAUUGAAAAUGAAUAAA
Molecule: messenger RNA, 739 nt
Organism: Teleopsis dalmanni
Lineage: Eukaryota; Metazoa; Arthropoda; Insecta; Diptera; Diopsidae
Product: C-type lectin 1-like
Exons: 2
Coding region: 44-673 (209 amino acids)
Biological process (GO): biological process involved in interspecies interaction between organisms
Cellular component (GO): external side of plasma membrane
Molecular function (GO): carbohydrate binding
Source: RefSeq, a predicted model, not a curated record